Messenger RNA from Zeugodacus cucurbitae (melon fly), 770 nucleotides. RefSeq names its product succinate dehydrogenase assembly factor 3, mitochondrial (gene Sdhaf3). Bases 359 to 745 code for a protein of 128 amino acids. The transcript is spliced from 3 exons. Gene Ontology annotation, cellular component: mitochondrial intermembrane space; mitochondrion. NCBI's taxonomy places the organism in Eukaryota, Metazoa, Arthropoda, Insecta, Diptera, Tephritidae. Gene Ontology annotation, biological process: succinate metabolic process; mitochondrial respiratory chain complex II assembly. The record is from RefSeq and is a predicted model, not a curated record.
UCUUCAAUCAAAUUUAAAUUAUUUCAAGUUAAAAAAAUUAAAAAAAAAAUAUAUUUGUAUUGUCCUUUUUGUCAAUAAUCUGUCCUAUGAACCAUUUUUACCAUUGUGAAUGGUGUAAAGGUGUAAAACAAAGUUUGGUAGCACUAACGCAAGCGUCGACAAAAUGGCUAUUAUUGCUACCAAUAAUAUUAUCGAGAUAACAUUGAUAUCCAGCUGAUGUAGCCUUAAAGGUGAGAACAUAGGAUAAUUAAGCGCUGCCCUUAAAGCAAAUUUCAAGGGGGUAUCAUAUAAAAACAGCUGUUUAAUUCAUUAUGUGCAUUAUAAAAUCAUAACACAUCUAUCCGAUAAUUUCUAAAAGAUGUCUAAAAUAAUUAUUGAUCAACUGACACACGCACAAAAGGUGCGUAUUUUGUAUAAAACAAUCUUACGUUUGCACAGAGGUUUACCAGAAGAACUUCGGGAUUUGGGUGAUAAAUAUGCUCGCGAUGAAUUUCGUCGUCACCUUACUUGUUCACCUAUGGAGGCCCAACUAUUUAUAACAGAAUGGGCGAAGUAUGCAGUAACGAUUACUUCACAAUUAGGACUGAAAGGCAAAGCAAAGGGUACAAUAGGUGACCAAUUGGAAACAAGCACUGUGGAAAUGCUUAAAGACGACCAAGUGAUACAAUUAUAUGAACUAAUGUUGGCUGCUAGGGGCAUUGAAGGUGAAACAAUUACAGCUGAAGAUUUACAUCGGGCUAAAUAAAUGUUAAUGCAUUUUAUUUACUCUA